Molecule: messenger RNA, 975 nt
Organism: Ochotona princeps (American pika)
Lineage: Eukaryota; Metazoa; Chordata; Mammalia; Lagomorpha; Ochotonidae
Gene: ZWINT
Product: ZW10 interacting kinetochore protein
Exons: 8
Coding region: 69-932 (287 amino acids)
Biological process (GO): mitotic cell cycle checkpoint signaling; establishment of localization in cell; mitotic sister chromatid segregation
Cellular component (GO): dendrite; nuclear body; cytosol
Source: RefSeq, a predicted model, not a curated record
CUGCCCUGGCGCGCAGUCCGCUGUGAAUCCAAAGCGGUGGGCUGUGAGGAGAGUCACAGGUGCGCGACAUGGAAGCGGCCGGGAGUCAGGCGGAGGGCGCCGUGCUGGAGGUACUUGCAGAAGUAACAGACAUUCUGGAGCCUGUAGGCCUGCAAGAAGAGGCUGAACUGCCGGCCCAGAUGCUGGCGGAGUUUGAGAGGAACUCACGGAAGAAAGACAAGCUAUUGUGCAGCCAGCUUCAGGUAGCCGACUUCCUACAGAACUUCCUGGCCAAGAAGGAUACAGCCCAAGGACUGGACCCCUUGGCUUCUGAAGAUACUAGCCGACAGAAGGCAGUUGAAGCCAAGGAGCAAUGGAAAGAGCUGAAGGCCACCUACCAAGACCAGGUGGAAGUCAUCAGAAAUAGUGUGACCCAGGCUGUAACCCAGUUGGAGGAGGCCCAGAGGAAGCGAACACAGCUUCAGCAGGCCCUUGAGCAGCUCCAGGUCAAGAAGAGGGUGGCCAUGGAGAAACUCCAAACAGCCCAAAAGCAGUGGCAGCUGCAACAGGCGAAGCAUCUGCAACAUCUAGCAGAGGUUUCAAAAGAGAUCAGGGAACAGAAGACUGGAACACAGCAGGAGCUUGAACAGCUGUCUCAGGAACUUGGAAACCUGAAGCAGCAGGCAGCACUGGUGCAGGACCAGCUUCAGAGGCACCAGAACUUCCUUCAACUCCUGUUUACCCUGCAAGGGAAGGUACCAUGCCCUGAGGCUGAUACUCAGGCCAAAGCCAAGGCUGAGCUACCAGCAGAGCUGCCCGUUUACCUGAAUUUCCUUGGGAACACUAUGGAGAAAGAAGGUUACAUGGGGAGGACACUGAACCAUGAGGAAGGUAGAGCCAUAAGAUGGAGAGAGUUGGAGUCUCUGUCACUUGGAAGAGUACUCCGUAAGUAAGGACCACUGUUGGAAUACUCCGUGUGUGAAGGGAAAAGUGCUC